GGGGAGGGACGGGGGUUUUGUGUGUGAGUGUGUGUGUGUGUGUGUGAGAAAUUUAUAGAUCACGUGUGAAACUUGAUCUCCCCGCAGUGGGCUAGGAGGAAAGAAAAAAGAUAGAAGUAUUGUUUUUAAACAGAUUUUUUCCUUUGUUUUUCUUUUUUUUUUUCCCUCUCCCCCAGCGAGGGCUGCGGCUGCCUGGUGAUAAAAGGCCAGGGCAGCCAGAGCCGGCUCAGAGGGAGGAAAUGCCGAAAUUGCAGCGUUUCGACUUGGCGACGAGCACCCACUGACCCAUCCCGGCAAAAAAGCAACGUCGCGGCCGCCUGGGAAGUGCCGACGCAUCCCCAGCCGUGGCACCACACUCUCACACCCCUCCCAGCACCGUGGGAGCCCAGCGCCAUGCAGGUGCUCAGCCUCAGCCUCGUGGCCCUGACCUGUGCCACGAUGGCACUGUGCGCAGCUGGAGCCCAGCGCCGGGCACUGGAGGGGGGCGGCCGACGACGUUACCACCGGGUACAGCAUGGCCACUGCAGCUACACCUUCGUGCUGCCCGAGGCUGACCCAUCACCCUGCCAGCCCCCUGCCCCUGCCGCCCCCGGCCCUGCCAAUGCACUGCUGCAGCGGGACUCGCCGGCUGGCACUGCACAUGCCAGCCAUGGGGCAGCCCAGCGCCUGCGGCACCUCGAGAGGAUCCUGGAGAACAGCACCCAGUGGCUGCUGAAGCUGGAGAGCUACAUCCAGACAAGCAUGAAGCCGGAGAUGGUGCAGCUGCAGCAGACGGCAGUGCAGAACCAAACCGCCACCAUGCUGGAGAUUGGCAGCACCCUCCUCAACCAGAGCGCCGAGCAGAGCCGCAAGCUCACCGACGUGGAGGCCCAGGUGCUGAACCAGACAUCACGCAUCGAGAUGCAGCUGCAGGAGAACUCCCUGUCCACCACCAAGCUGGAGAAGCAGCUGCUGCUGCAGACGAAUGAGAUCCACAAGCUGCAAAACAGGAACAACAUCCUGGAGGUGCGAGUGCUGGAGAUGGAGACGAAGCACCAGGUGGAACUCGCAGGGGCCCGCUCGGAGAAGGAGAAGCUGCAGCGCCUGGUGAGCCGGCAGAGUGGCACCAUUGAGGAGCUGGAGAAGUCGCUGCUAGCCGCCAGUGCCAACACCAGCCUGCUCCAGCAUCAGCAGCUCCAGCUCCUCGAGUCAGUGCAGAGCCUGGUGCGCCUUGUCUCCCAGGGCAGAGGCCCACUGCCCGGGCAGGAGCAGCUCUUCCAGGACUGCGCCGAGGUGCGCCGGGCGGGCAUCCGUGCCAGUGGGGUCUACACCCUCCACAUCACCAACCUCAGCGAGCCCAAAAAGGCAUACUGCGACAUGGAGACAGACCGAGGGGGCUGGACCGUCAUCCAGCUCCGCACCAACGGCAGCCUCAGCUUCCAGAGGAGCUGGAAGGAGUACAAGCAGGGCUUCGGGGACGCAGCGGGCGAGCACUGGCUGGGUAAUGAGGCCGUGCACCUCCUGACAAGCCAGGCACCCUACACCCUGCGCAUCGAGCUGCGGGACUGGGAGGGCAGCCAGGUCUAUGCCCACUAUGGGAAAUUCCAUCUGGGAAGCGAGAGGCAACUUUACAGGCUCUCGCUGCAGGACUACAGCGGCACAGCAGGGCAGCAGAGCGGCAUGGCGCUGCAGGGCACCCACUUCAGCACCCGUGAUGCCGACAAUGACAACUGCCUCUGCAAGUGCGCCCAGAUGCUGUCAGGAGGCUGGUGGUUUGACGCUUGUGGCCUCUCCAACCUGAACGGCAUCUACUACCCAGCCCGGCACAACAUCCGCAAGCUCAACGGCAUCCGCUGGCACCACUUCCAGGGACCCAGCUACUCCCUGAAGGGCACCCGCAUGCUGAUACGACCCGCCAGCUUCUAGCACACUGGCAGCCGGAACAGCACCACAAACGGUGCCAACCUGGCAUGGAGGGAGGGAGCCGGGAGGGGGCCGGGAGAAGGGAUGGCUGGGUGAGACUGAGCCCUCCCAGCCGCUGCAGGGAAGCUUUUCCCCCAGUUAUUAUUUUUUACUCUUUUUUUUAUUCCAUCCUCUGAGGUCCUGCACGUCACAGAAAGAAGCUGGGCCUCCAGAACCUCACACCACCUCCUUUGCCUAGGGAUGGGGGUCCAAGACCCCCCAGAAUUCCCUGCAGCACCCCCUGCCCAGCUCCAAGUCACAGCAGGGACUUUGCAUUUUCUUUAUGUUUUAGGGCAUUGCAAAGCCCCCUCCACCCACUUUCCCCAUAGGAUUAGGGUAGCUGGUGGGGAUGGGGGUUCCUGUGAGUGGAGGGGCUUGGCACCAUCCCUCCUUCCCAUCCUGCCCAGAUGAGGCCAUGCAGGGGGGACAUGGGCUGUCCCCUCCUGUAUGCAUGGCCCAAGCCACUGUCCCCACGCAUGGCAGCACAAGCCCUGCUCCUUGCAGGACCGACUGGCCAUUUCUACUCCCUGGGGGUGGGUGGGAGGAGCAGGGGGAGUGUUUGGGGACCUUGCGGGGACCAUUCCCCGGCUGGGAUGGCUGACAGCCCUGUGCUGGGAGUGUCAGUGCUGGCAGGGGACUGGCAGAGUCCCAGGUUGGGCAGGAUGGGGAUGAGGAGUCAUAGGUGGGGAGAGGGCUGCAGUUUAAGAUGGGGCUGGGGGCGGGGGGAGGUGGGAGGUGAAGGUGGUGGGAAGGGUCUUAGGGGUGGCUUUUCUGGGGGUCUGAGCUGGGGUAGGGAAGGAGAGUGGGAAGUGGGGAUGCAUGGUGGGGUCAGACACAUGGGGAGGAGUGGGGCAAAGGGCCAAGACCCCUCUGCACCCCCAGCUCCCCUGCCCGCAGUUGCAUUGAGAUGGCAAACCCACACUGAGGGCACUUCUGGGAGCAGCCUGGGAAGAGAGGGGUGCAAAGCAUCUGGGUCUCCAGCCAGCAGCACCAGGGCUCUGUGCCCACCCACCCUGGCCUGCAGCAGCUUGGGCUGGAGGCACUUUUAUCUUUACACUAAGAGGUAUUUAUUUUCCAAGAGUUGGUGGGGUGGGAGCAGGCAGGGGGAGUUCCCUGCAUCCCACCACCCCACAGCAGGCACCAGUCCCCCUGCUUCAGCAACAGGACAAAAGGGUGGGUAGAAGGGCUGUGGGACAGGGUAGGACAGACAGACCCCGGCCAUCCCCAGGGGAUCCUGAGCCCGAGGCAACUUCAUGCAUGGGUGAGCCCACGGGAGGGCAGGGCUUGGUCACACCUGGUCACAGGCCUGUCCCUGUCACCCUUCUGCAGAUGUCCCUGUCCCCCUGCAGUCCCUGUCUCCGUUUCCCCCGGCCCCAUUGCCACUAGAGGUCCCCUGCAGCCCGGUGGCAGCUGCCCACAGCACCCUCACCCCUGGGGGACAGGGAUCGGGGUGCCCCACUGGGUCCCUAGGUCACCUGUCCCACUGGGUGCCAGGAAGCCCUGUGGACUGGCAGCAGCAGUGGCAGGUGCCAGGGUCCUCCUAGCUCUGUGACACCCAGGCACCCCAGUGCCCUCCUCCCGAAAACAGGCCCAGGCAGGGGUUUGCUGCCACCUAACCCCGGACCCCGCUGCAGCUCCUGGGGGACAGGGCCAGUGCCCUGGCAUGGGGCAAGGGAUGCAGGGACACACUGUCCUCCCUGUUGGGACAGGGGGACCCACUGGCAGGGUGCUGGCACCAGCACCAGCUGCACACACAGCAGUGAGGAGGUUCCCGACACCUUGCCCUCAAUGCCGUCCUGAGGCAUUUGCUAAUUAACAGUGAUUAAAGCACAUGUCAUAAUUGGCAAUUCCAGAA
This is a messenger RNA of Phalacrocorax carbo (great cormorant), 3796 nucleotides long. The record is from RefSeq and is a predicted model, not a curated record. Lineage: Eukaryota; Metazoa; Chordata; Aves; Suliformes; Phalacrocoracidae.